AUGUCCUCGAUACGUUCAGUCAUCGCCGCCGGGCUGCUUGGCCUUUCGCUCCUUACCCGCGUUCUUGGAGAUAACCCCAUUAACCCCGGCUUUCCGUAUGGCGCACAGAAAGUCCGCGGUGUCAACCUCGGCGGUUGGCUCGUGCUAGAGCCUUGGAUCACUCCCAGUCUCUUCGACCAGACUGGGAACGACGCGAUCAUCGACGAAUGGACGUUCGGGCAGUAUCAGGACUACAAUACCGCACACAGCGCGCUUGUUAACCACUGGAAUUCCUGGAUAACCGAAGAGGACUUCGUCCAAAUUGCCGCCGCCGGCCUCAACCACGUACGAGUCCCGAUCGGUUAUUGGGCCUUUGAGGUCGGUCCCGGCGAGCCUUACAUACAGGGCCAACUACCCUAUCUGCAACGAGCCGCUACAUGGGCCGGCAAUCAUGGUCUGAAGAUGAUUGUGGAUCUGCAUGGAGCACCCGGCAGUCAGAAUGGUUUUGACAACUCCGGCCAGAAGAUGGAUUUCCCUCACUGGCAUUCCAACGGUACUAACGUUGCUCGUACGAAUGCCAUCAUCAAGAGAAUCGCCGACAUGUUCAAGGACAACGCGAAUGUUGUCACCACCAUCGCUCCUCUGAACGAACCUGCAGGCUUUGAUGGACAAGAUGUCCUCGAUACAGUCCGUCAGUACUGGCGCGACUCGUACGGCAACAUUAGAUAUCCCUAUGGCAGUUCACGGGAGAGCAAUACCCUGGUUCUACUCCACGAUGCUUUUCAGCCUCUGGAUUACUGGAACGGCUUCUUGACAGCGCCGGAUGCCCAAGGCGUCGCGAUGGACACCCACAUCUACACCAUCUUCUCCGACCAGGAGGAAUCCAUGUCCGAGUCCCAGCAUAUAUCCACCGUGUGCGGGAAACAGUCGUCCCUCUCCUCCUUCGACCUUUGGGUGAUCGUGGGCGAGUGGACCCCCGCGAACACCGACUGCGCGAAGUACCUGAACGGCCGCGGCGUCGGGGCGCGGUACGACGGGUCCUACCCCGGCUCCCCGUGCGUAGGGAGCUGCAAUGGCAAGACCGGCGCCGCGUCCUCGUUCAGCUCGAGCUACAAGACGUUCCUGCGGAAGUUCUGGGAAGCCCAGGUGAUCUCGUACGAGAAGGGCUCCGGCUGGAUCCAGUGGACGUGGAAGGCGGAGAACGCGGACGAGUGGUCGUACCAGGCGGGUUUGGCCAACGGAUGGAUCCCGCGCGAUCCUACCGACUUGCAGUAUCCGAACAUCUGCGGGUGAGCGAGUCAAACAAUACUAGUACUUCACUGUCUUUUUCCUUUUCUUGACGAACUCUUGAUGCCUGUGACGGACUUAUUAUAGAAAUCAGUAGUACCCUACCUAGACACGUUAUAGUACCGC
Molecule: messenger RNA, 1392 nt
Organism: Gloeophyllum trabeum ATCC 11539
Lineage: Eukaryota; Fungi; Basidiomycota; Agaricomycetes; Gloeophyllales; Gloeophyllaceae
Product: glycoside hydrolase
Exons: 6
Coding region: 1-1272 (423 amino acids)
Biological process (GO): glucan catabolic process
Cellular component (GO): extracellular region; cell surface
Molecular function (GO): beta-glucosidase activity
Source: RefSeq, a predicted model, not a curated record